Molecule: messenger RNA, 858 nt
Organism: Pistacia vera
Lineage: Eukaryota; Viridiplantae; Streptophyta; Magnoliopsida; Sapindales; Anacardiaceae
Exons: 1
Coding region: 1-858 (285 amino acids)
Source: RefSeq, a predicted model, not a curated record
AUGGGAGCUCUUGAAAAACCCGACCAUCAUCAUCAUCAUCUCCACGACCCGCAAGAAGAAGAGGAAGAAGCUCUUUCUCUCUGUGACUUUCCUCUCGACGAAAACAAUGGCAACAAUUUUCAAGAAACGACAACAAGAAGCCACAGUAAUUCUAAUACUACUCGACGAACAUCUUCAUCUUCAUCAACCGAGCCCGGCGACCCCGAAUUCUUCGAGUUUCUCAGCAAUCUCAGCUCCGAAAUGCGUGCCGCUGAAGAUAUAAUUUUCUGCGGAAAACUCAUCCCUUUAAAUAUUAAUGAACAAAAUCCUCCUGUUUAUCAUCAUCAUCAUCAACAACAACAACAGCAAUUCUCAUCGAAAGGUUUCACGAAGUCGUCGAUUUAUGAACACAGACACGGCGAUUUUCGCCGGAGAUCGGAGUCUCUUUCUGAGUUACAGAGCUCUCGUUCUAAGAGUAAAAUCUUGAGAAGCAGUCGGUCACUCGACUAUCAGAAGUUGCACCGCGUUUCGAGUUCGAAGACCUCGCCAGACUUCGAUAUGGAGCGGAAUUCAUCCGUCAGAAGCGUCGGAAAAUCGGAUAAUGUUAAUAAAAUUCGGGCGGUGAAGCCGUGGUGGUACUUGUUAAUGUUUGGAAUGGUGAAGUUCCCGCCAGAGAUGGACCUGAGAGACAUCAAAAGCCGCCAAUUCCGUCGCAAUUCAUCCGUGAUGUUCCCUUCGUUGGACGCGGCAGGGAAUUUCCCGGUUAACCGGAGCUCUACCGCCGGCGGGAAGACUUCUUGGAGGUUUCUCAAAGCAUUAAGUUGUAAAGAUGAUGCUAGUGUGGCCGUAACGACGCCGUUGUGCAUGCCACACGCGUGA